AUGUUGUCUCUAAGACCCAAUAAUAAUCAACCAAUUGAUGCAGCAGCUGAUAGAUAUUUCAUACUGCAGAAAUAAUUAUUUGAAACCUUGCCAGAUGAAUAAAUACAUCUAGAGGACUUCUAAAUUAUAAAUGGAUAUAUAAAUGGAAAAGGGAAAGAUUAAUCAAGAAAUACAGAGUAUUAAAUCGAGGGAGUACUAAAAGGGGAAAUGGCAGACGAUGAUCGAAUACUAAAUGAAGAACAAAGAUUAGUUAAUCUUCAAUACGAUGAUAAACCAUUAGGUCGAUUAAACAUUAGAUAAUAAAGACAUCAUCAUAUUGAAUUGAGAAAUCCUGCACCACCAGAUAUCUUGCUUACUAUAAAGGAACUCCCUUGUUUGUGCAAAGAGACUAAGAUAUAAAAAGUUUAGAAUUAACCUGGCUCUAAUUUAAAGACAGUUGAAUGCAGAAAAUGCAGAGUACAUCAAAGCAAUCUUCAGAUAAUUCUUCAGGAAUUAAGGGAAAUAAACAUCAUCAAUGUUAAAAGACUUUUCUAAAUAUAGAUGGGGGAAAGUAUUAAGGAUACUACAGUCUUUUAGGAUUUGAUACAGCUUAUAAUAGCUAAAUACUUAUCAUAAAAGUUUAAUAAAGUCAUUAAAGAUACUGGAUUUAGUUUAAAAUACUUAGAUACCUAUCUCUUAGUACCGCAUUUUAAUAACACAGAGUAGCAAUUCUAUUAAGUUGAAUUGUUUCAAGAAGGAGAAAUGGAAAAGUAUAACAUGCAAAUUGAGGAUUUCUCUAAUAGGAAAAAUAACUAAUAAUUUAAUGGAAAAGAGGCUAUUGGCAAAGAACUUUAAUAUUAGAAAUUAUAAGAAUUUUAUUAGCUAGCAAGUGCAUUUAGCCAUUGGACACAAUCAAUCACUGAUAAAAUGAUGACAAUAGUUGAUGUUUAGGGUUGGAGGAUUGCAAAUUCUUUAAUUUUAACUGAUCCUUUGAUUCAUUCGUACAUAGAGGGGAUGUUUGGAAAAGUUGAUAUCAGUUUGGAAGGUUAAAAAUAGUGGCUGUAGGAUCAUGAUUGCGAAAAUAAUAAAUUUUGCAAAUAUUUAGGACUUGAAAAAUCAAUAAAUAAGAAUAAUAUCUAGAUUCAAUUUGAACUAUCAUAGUUAUUGACAUAAUUUAAAGAUAACUAAAAGAUUUUCUAGAAUUAGUUCAAAUCCAUGGUUACUGAAAUAUAUAAUGAUGAUAAUUUUGAGAAAUCUAAAGAUGAUGUUGCUCAAAAAUCUACUUAGAUUGAACAAAAUUUAUGGCCAUAUCAAACUAAUGGGGAAGAGCAAAAAAAAUAAUUUUUGGAAAACUAUAACAAGAACUAAUGA
Molecule: messenger RNA, 1350 nt
Organism: Stylonychia lemnae
Lineage: Eukaryota; Ciliophora; Spirotrichea; Sporadotrichida; Oxytrichidae
Source: the annotation of a GenBank genome assembly